Acipenser ruthenus (sterlet) is the source of this 5444-nucleotide messenger RNA. RefSeq names its product glycine receptor subunit alpha-4-like. Gene Ontology annotation, cellular component: neuron projection; synapse; plasma membrane. Gene Ontology annotation, molecular function: glycine binding; transmembrane signaling receptor activity; transmitter-gated monoatomic ion channel activity. The record is from RefSeq and is a predicted model, not a curated record. Gene Ontology annotation, biological process: chemical synaptic transmission; regulation of membrane potential; signal transduction. NCBI's taxonomy places the organism in Eukaryota, Metazoa, Chordata, Actinopteri, Acipenseriformes, Acipenseridae. Bases 271 to 1713 code for a protein of 480 amino acids. The transcript has 10 exons.
AAAACACACACACACACACACACAAACACGCACAGAAUCCCACAAGUGAGAGACACAUUACCCUGGAUUUUACACUUGUGAAGAUCAAGUGGAGGGAAGAAAAGAUCUUUCCACAAGGAUUUAUCUGCUCCCAGCCAGAGGAUGCUUUUUUCCUAGUUUUUGCAAGCUGCUUGGUGGAUUUGGUGUUGCCUCAAAUUAUUUGUUCUACAAAUUAUUUCACAAAGCAGCGUGUCUGUGUGUUUGCGGAGGGGGAGACAGGAGAGCCAGAGAAUGCUAUCACAAGUCUUGAGGAUUUUGAGUGUCUUGUCUUUUUGCUUUUUUCAAGACAGCUUUAUCAGGCCAGGAUCCUGCAAGGAGGAGAUCAAAUCAGCCAGCAGGGCAGCCUCCCAGCCCAUGUCCCCGUCCGACUUUCUAGACAAACUCAUGGGAAGAACCUCGGGAUACGACGCCCGCAUCAGACCCAACUUCAAAGGUCCACCUGUUAAUGUCACCUGCAACAUCUUCAUCAACAGUUUUGGGUCUGUCACAGAAACCACGAUGGAUUACCGUCUGAACGUCUUCCUACGACAGCAGUGGAACGACCCCCGGCUGGCGUACAGCGAGUUCCCGGACGACUCCCUGGACCUCGACCCUUCUAUGUUAAACUCCAUUUGGAAGCCUGAUCUUUUCUUUGCAAACGAGAAAGGUGCCAACUUCCAUGAGGUCACCACGGACAACAAGCUGCUGCGCAUCUUUAAGGACGGGAAUGUGCUCUACAGCAUCAGGCUGACUCUGAUUCUGUCCUGCCCUAUGGACUUGAAGAAUUUCCCUAUGGAUAUUCAGACCUGCACCAUGCAGCUUGAAAGCUUUGGUUACACGAUGAACGACCUGAUCUUUGAGUGGCUGGAUAUCAGUCCCGUGCAGGUGGCUGAGGGGCUCACUCUCCCCCAGUUUAUUCUGAAAGAUGAAAAAGACCUGGGCUACUGCACCAAGUACUAUAACACAGGUAAAUUCACCUGCAUUGAGGUGAAGUUUCACCUGGAGAGACAGAUGGGCUACUACCUGAUCCAGAUGUACAUCCCUAGCCUGCUCAUCGUCAUCCUGUCCUGGGUCUCCUUCUGGAUCAACAUGGACGCAGCUCCAGCACGGGUUGGCCUGGGAAUCACCACCGUGCUCACAAUGACCACCCAGAGCUCAGGCUCCCGGGCCUCCCUACCCAAGGUGUCCUACGUGAAGGCUAUCGAUAUCUGGAUGGCUGUGUGUCUGCUUUUUGUGUUUGCGGCCUUGCUGGAGUAUGCAGCUGUAAACUUUGUAUCCCGACAGCACAAAGAGUUCAUGCGGCUGAGAAAGAAGCAGAGGCGACAAAAGAUACGACAGCUAUAUGCAUACGGGCAGGACAGAGCUGCAGUUCCUUUGGAAAGAAUAUUUACUGUGAUUAAAGAUGAAGACCUGGCUCGUCAAAGUCGUGGCUUCUACUUCGGAGGCUACGGACUGGGACACUGCCUGCAGGUGACGGACGGCACCGCGGUGGAGGGGGCCACCAUCUUUGCCCCCCCGCCGCCCCCUCCCCUACCCAAGGACACCGAGGCUAUCCGCAAAAAGUUUGUGGACCGGGCCAAGCGCAUCGACACAAUAUCCCGGGCAGUCUUCCCUUUGAGUUUCCUCUUUUUCAACAUUUUCUACUGGAUCACCUACAAAGUGCUGCGGCACGAGGACAUCCACCAGGCCUUGUAGGAAACACUUCUUUUCUAACCAAAACUGCCUGUAAGAUUUCAAAGAAAAAGAUUUGAUUGUAUUUUCUGCUACAAGACAACCCGUGCAGUGUGUGAUAGAACUAAGUGCCCUGAAAAAAUCUACUCUGAUUUGAAAGUAUUUUUUUUUUUUUUUUUAACAGCAACUUGUUUCAUUUUUCUUUUAAUAACUUGUUCACCCUUGGAUGAUGUUACAGGAGAGCCCCAUUGAAUUAUAGACUAAACCAAGAAACAGGCACUAUUCUUCUCAUAACAGCCCUCCAGAAGGUAACAUGUACUGGUUACUUCUUGUUAUUCUCUCAUCUAUUGUCAAUUCUGUUUGUACUUACCCUAGUUUUGCAGGUACGUUCAAGCUGUAAAUUGCUUUCCAGUUGCUGCACUUACCUGUGCUGAUCAGUUCCAUCCUUGGAUUUGCCAUAGUCCCAUAGCACAAGGGAGAAGCAACUUUACAGAAACUCUGUGAAGUGCACAAAUCACAGAUAUGACCUUCACUGGGUGAAAACAAGCAAUUUGGAUUUAUGAAAGUAACAUUGUAAAUAUACAAGAAUACAUCAAAAUAUAUUGUGAGUGAGAAAACACAAAGUAAAUCCUAAGGAUGUCAUCUUUUGUAGUCUGAGAAGUGCAUUUUUUUUCUUUUUUUUCUUUUUUGAAUAGGGAGUCAUUAAAAUAGAGACAGCUUUUAAAGUUAGAUUUUAAAAAAUGUAUUCUACCAUAUACUGCAUCUAAAAAAAAAUAUGUUUUUGAAGAAAAAAAAUGUACCUAAAGAAAUAUUUUUUACUUAAUCUUUGAAUUGCUAACUUGGGGCAAUGCUUAUAAAUAGCUAACUGUUCGGAAGUUUUAACCUUCCAAAUGGAUCAUGUUGAAUAUGCUGAACCUAUCAAAUCACAUCUGGUGAUAUAUUUAUGCCGUAGCUGCUGAAUUUGAAUGACUGGAUGUCUGUAGAGGUUUUCUUGACAAAACUAAGAUCAAAAUCUUUGUUUGACACAGCAGCAGAGCUUUACCGUGUCUCUUCUCAAAACUCCUUUCAAUCUCCAAGUUGACAGCUCUGACAUGACCGGCAUGUCUAUUACAGAUCUGGAUACCCAGUGGUGUAACUCAAGCUGCAGUGUUUUGUUACAAAUUUGAACACGGGAGCUUUGUGAUUCAAGAGAUUGAAAACCCAAGCCACAGGACCAAAUGCACGGUACAUAUUUAAUAGAUUGCAACAUGCACGUCUGUCUUUCUGUUUGGCAACAGCUAGUUACAGCACCCCCCCACCUUACUCUUUUUUAAAACAGAUUUUAGUCUGGAAGAAAUACUUUUUUUUCACCGAUUGCAUGGUUUAUACUGUAUGUUUGAAUCAGUUUGGCGAAUUCUCUGCUGAUGUUGGUCGGUUGAAAUCAUGUUUCUUCAAUGGAACGGAUGAGUUUGGACUCUAGAGACUGGACUACAGGUGGUAAUGAGAUGGUAUUGCACUACGUGCGCAAGUGUGAGUCAUCUCUGGAAAAAGAACGUGGCCUUGAGGUAUUGCAUCAGCAAAAGUGGUGCAAUAAACAAGCCCUAACCCCCAAAGUAAUAUAGCUGAUAUGAAUCCACCUGAAGGAAACCCGCAUAGUGUGAUGACCCUCUUCUGUUAUGUUUUCAUGGGUAAUAAGUUUAUAUUUGAUGAAAUACAGUCGGCUUCACCAAAUCGGGAUUUCUGCUCAAUCUCAAUUCUAUUUAUGUCGUUUAAUUGGGCCGUCACUUCAUUUAAUUGGGAUACAGAAUUUUCAAAUGAUGAACAGAGAUCGCUUUUCAAAGCAAGGCAGGUUAGCAUAGCACCGUGCAGUGAGUCUGUGAGUAUGUGAUUACGCUGUGACUUGCGUAAAUUGCAUAGACCACAUUGAACUCUUGAAGGAGCUGCUGGAGUCUCCUGUGGUUUCUCAGGGUGCUGUUGCAAAGACAGUUGGUGUGUCAACAUCGCAGGUGUUUUGCAUUGUGAUAAGAUGUGAUUUCAUUCUUUUUCACUUCAUGUACAAAUUAAAAAAAAACAGCUAUUCAAUUUAUUUAGGAAUAAAAAACACUAUUGAUGUACUUUAUUGUUAUUAUUUGUUUAUUUAGCAGACGCCUUUAUCCAAGGCGACUUACAGAGACUAGGGUGUGUGAACUAUGCAUCAGCUGCAGAGUCACUUACAAUUGCGUCUCACCCGAAAGACGGAGCACAAGGAGGUUAAGUGACUUGCUCAGGGUCACACAAUGAGUCAGUGGCUGAGGUAGGAUUUGAACCGGGGACCUCCUUUUCUUUAACCACUGGACCACACAGCCUCCUAGAUGAUGUAUUUAACAUAUUCAUUCUUUUUCUUUUCAUUUAGAAACAAAAAAGUGUGAGGCCGUCUCAACUACCUCUCGUUUAGUUGGGACAGUCGCUUAAUCAGGAUAUUUUACUCCUCCCAAUGACUCCCGAUAAAGCGAAGCCAACUGCAAUUCAUCUUUUUAAAUGACUUGGGACGGUUUUGAAGUUGCUUAAUUAACCCCAUAUGUCAAUUCACAGUCACAGAUUCAUGGGACUCUUGUCUUUUUGAAAUGUCUGACCAUUCUUGCUGUGGAGUUCUAGUGGCUUGUGAAACCUUGAAUUCAACCAUGCUGACCAAUCUCUCAAUUUGCUAGGUGCCCUGCGUUCGUGUAGCCCAGUCUCAAUAAACUCGCCUUCCACACUUACACUCUAGAAAGGAGCACUGGCAUCACAAUUUCUUGGGAUGAAAUGCAAAGCAACCUCAAAGUAACCCAAAUCAUUAUAUGGAAGGUGCCAUCCUCCUUUGCACUGUGUGUUCACAGUUAGGUGCCAUGGCACUAGCUUACAAUAUAUUGUAUGGUGUGUUACUGUGCUUGAAAAAUGGUGCCUAUUUAUAUUAUUUAUAUUAUUAUAUUAAGUAACCGUGUUGAAAAGCAACUAAUAGUGAGAGUUGGAAAUUACAACACAAUUUCUUUGGUUCAGUUUCUCUACCCAGAUGGUUGAAAGCCAGCACAACCACCAUGUCCUGCUGAAAGCCAUAUCACCCACCUAUCUGCAACUUUAAACCAUUGAAAACAUGGUUUGUGACGUUCGCCAUACAAUAUAAUAAUAGCAACAUUAAACGGUUACAUUUUGGGUGCCAGUAACACCUCUGGGAUGGUUUAAAAUAAAAAAAGUCACAGAACAACUGUGCCUAAUGGCCCUCUGUUAUUUUGACAAAGUUGGUAUCUGCAAAUGGAGCUCAACCAAUCCAGCUAAGAAUAUUGAACCUUUAUAAAGGAACCACCAUACAAAUGUCAGUUUGCCAUGUAGAUCAUAACAUGCAUUUUUUGAGUGCUGAUAUAGUGCUUGUAUAAGGGGUUAUUGAACAAAGAGCUGUCUUCCUGUUGUGUGAUGUCAUCUGAAGAUUGGUGUGUCAAUGACAGUAAUCUGAUGUUACCGAGCAGGGUCCCAUCUUUAUUGAUUAUGUACUGUGUAUUAAAUGCAUAGCCUGGGUUAUGCAUUAGGUGUGAGCUUGCUUUACCAACAGCAAUCACCUGCAGGGAAUCUAUAAAUUACCAUCAAAAGGAAAGAGAAUCCAAAUGUUUCAUGGCAGCGUAUACAUGAUAUGGGGACGUGCAAUGUACAGUUCAUAACUUGGGAAUUAAGAGUUUUAUUUAUCUUUGUUUAUUGAAUACUUCAUAAAUUCCAGAUAAAAAAUAAAUAAAUAAAUAAAGAUGUAAUAAAAAGAUUUUUUUUAUGAA